UUUUACGUUUGCAUAAUAUUUAGGAUGGAUAGUAUGCAGAUAGGAACGCAGGGCGUGUUGGUUUCACCCGUGCCCAUUUGACACGCGGACCGGAAGUUACGUACAUGUAAUGCGCUAAGCUGCGCAAGAGGAACGUGGAGCGUGAGGAUUUGUUUUGGCAUCUGAUCCUUCACCAUGAUUAUCCCUGUUCGCUGUUUCACUUGUGGGAAAAUUGUUGGGAACAAAUGGGAGGCGUAUUUAGGUCUUCUUCAAGCAGAGUACACAGAAGGUGAUGCUCUGGAUGCUUUAGGUUUGAAGAGGUACUGCUGUCGCCGGAUGCUUCUGGCCCACGUGGAUCUCAUUGAGAAGUUGUUGAAUUACGCGCCGCUGGAGAAGUAAUACACUUUCAUCCCAAUCGAAGAUGAACCUUCAACGAACUUCCUCUUAUGUUUUCAUAGACUAUAAUGAUGCUUGCAGAAGAGAUGCAGGAAUAGAGUCCUGUACAUGUAUUUUCUUCAGACUGUAUCUGAAUUUGUGAUGUAAAUUUUUGUUUACUAAGAUUUUGUUAAAUAAAGUUUAAAAUGUA
Misgurnus anguillicaudatus (oriental weatherfish) is the source of this 565-nucleotide messenger RNA. The record is from RefSeq and is a predicted model, not a curated record. Lineage: Eukaryota; Metazoa; Chordata; Actinopteri; Cypriniformes; Cobitidae.